AAUCACAACAAAAUUGCAUCUCUAAUGUAAACACUAUUAUCUGUGACACUUUCCCUGUUCUAUCUACAUUUGGUUUACAAAAUCUAAAUGGAUGUGACCUGCAAAGGAAAAUGGAUAGUUACACAAUUCUCAUUCUUUUUUUGAACUUCGGGAUGUCAAGUGGAAGCAGUGUCACAUGUGACAGUAGUAUUUGUGGCCCUAACAGUGGUUGUUCUCCCUCUUCAAAACCACCUGGGUAUACGUGUUCAUGUUACCCAGGAUUCUUGCCUCCAAACUGCACAGAUCGUAAUGAAUGUUUAAAGUCAAGUCACCAUGGUCACCUGUGUAACAAUGGCACAUGCAUCAAUACCCCGGGAUCGUUUCAUUGCGCUUGUUACAUGGGAUUCACAGGAAGUCGAUGUAAUCAUCAAGCUGACCCGUGCUUGUCUGAUCCCUGUCAGAACGGGGGCACCUGUCAUUCAACAUCAGACGGAAACUACACGUGCCGAUGCUAUGCUGGAUUUGAUUCAAAUAAUUGCAAAGAUAUGGAUGAGUGUUCCAUGGUUUCUGGACUGUGUCACAAUGGUACCUGUGUUAAUACCUUAGGAUCAUUUAAGUGCAAUUGCAAUGCUGGAUACCAAGGAGAGCGCUGCACGCAGGAUGUGAAUGAGUGUGACAAAAAUGCAUGUAACAGUAAUAGUGCGUGUGUUAACACCAUAGGCUCUUAUAAAUGUAUGUGUUAUCCAGGAUUUGUAGGUCCAGAUUGCAGAGAUAGGGACGAAUGUUCCAUGUCAGCAAAUCUAUGCAACCAUGGCAACUGCAUAAACACACCAGGUUCAUUCCGGUGCUCUUGCCUAAGUGGCUUUGAUGGUACAAGAUGUACACAAGAUAUCAACGAAUGCUUGAACUCACCAUGUGUGAAUGGCUUGUGUGUGAAUACAGCAGGGUCUUUUAAAUGUAACUGCAAUAAAGGGUACCAAGGGAAACUUUGUACACAGCAGAUUAAGUCAACCUUAUCUACAACUUCAUCGACUCUUCGACAAACAGUACACAAAUCUCCAAUUUCACUUUCUUCACGCUUUUCAACAUCUACAGCUCCAAUGCCCACAACAAGCAAAUCUACUACACCACUAGCUCGAACUUCAACAGAAACUUCUACAAUAACAAGUACAUCUACUAAACAAUCUCAAACCUCUGCUGCUUCUACAACUUCUGUGAAACGCUCAACCCAUUCAACAAAAAUAUCAACAUCUUCUGUACGUACAUCUUCAACUGUAACACCUACUUUAUCAUUACCAUUGUCUAAAUUCACUCACUCUCAAGCAAUACAAACGCUGACUUCUACAGCAUCUACCAAGAACUAUGUGCCUGCAACAAACAGAUUGAAUGCUGCUCAUAAAAACAGUGAAAGUGUUCCAUGGACACAGAAUCACUGGUACAUAUUUGUGAUUGUCGGUGUAGUACUGGUGGCAGGCGUUAUACUCAGUCUGCUUGUAUGGAGGAGAAGGCAAAAGAAAGCUAUUGUAUACCGACAUUUCAGCAGUUCUCUCAGUGUACCAAGUACCCCAACCAAAGAGACAAUCCAGCAAGAGAAUCCCCUAUAUAUGGCAUUUCAUGGACAAGAUUCUGGAACUUCAGAUCUUUAGAUAAAACUUCAUGUCAGAACUUAUAAUCUCUAUUAUAUUAAUUGUGCUUAUUUCCAUUGUUUUUGUUGUUAAAUGUAACUGUUUAUAAAAACUGUCAUUAAACUGUAUAUGUAUCAAAAAAUGUUGGUUUACUAGUGAAAAACAUUGUUGAUAAUGACAAUAUAUUGGUCAAGAUAUCUUAACUUUAUUUCAAAUUAGCAGUCGUACAGUGUCAGGAUUCUGUAUUUCACUAAUAUAGGCAUAUAGAUGGUUAUUA
Molecule: messenger RNA, 1881 nt
Organism: Mercenaria mercenaria
Lineage: Eukaryota; Metazoa; Mollusca; Bivalvia; Venerida; Veneridae
Product: neurogenic locus notch homolog protein 3-like
Exons: 4
Coding region: 111-1625 (504 amino acids)
Molecular function (GO): calcium ion binding
Source: RefSeq, a predicted model, not a curated record